AUGAAUGGUAUUUCAGUUGAUAUUAAUCAUUUAAAGAAGGGGGAAGUUUCAAUGGGUACGUCGAUUAUGGCGGUCACCUUUAAAGAUGGAGUCAUAUUAGGUGCUGAUUCUAGAACCACCACCGGUUCCUAUAUCGCUAAUAGAGUUACAGAUAAAUUGACUCAAAUUCAUGAUACUAUAUAUUGUUGUAGAUCAGGUUCAGCAGCUGAUACCCAAGCUGUCGCUGACAUGGUCAAAUAUUAUAUGCAAAUGUAUGCCUCACAAUUACCAAUUGAUGAAAAACCUACUACCAGUGUUGUUGCAAAUAUUUUCCAAGAAGUGUGUUACAAUAAUAAAGACAAUUUAACUGCCGGUAUUAUAUGUGCUGGUUAUGACGAUAAAGUUGGAGGAUCAGUAUAUUCUAUACCAAUUGGAGGAUCCAUUCAUAAACAAGAUUAUGCCAUUGCAGGUUCCGGUUCAGGAUUCAUUUAUGGUUGGUGUAAUGAAAAUUAUAAGCCAAAUAUGGAAAAAGAUGAAUGUGUCCAAUUCAUCAAAACUGCAUUAUCCGAAGCCAUGAAAUGGGAUGGUUCUUCCGGUGGUGUUGUAAGAAUGGUUAUAUUAGACAAAAAUGGUGUUGAAAGAUUAAUUUACUACCCUCAUGAAAUUAAAGUAUAG
Messenger RNA from Yamadazyma jaroonii, 654 nucleotides. The record is from the annotation of a GenBank genome assembly. Lineage: Eukaryota; Fungi; Ascomycota; Pichiomycetes; Serinales; Debaryomycetaceae.